Paramuricea clavata is the source of this 333-nucleotide messenger RNA. The record is from the annotation of a GenBank genome assembly. NCBI's taxonomy places the organism in Eukaryota, Metazoa, Cnidaria, Anthozoa, Malacalcyonacea, Plexauridae.
AUGCACAUUUCCCUGGAAGCUGCUGAUACAAAGGAUUUCAAUCCCGAUCCUGCCAUACAUUUAUGGCAACAAGCAAUGGUUUGUGGUCGAGGGCAAAGACCAAGUCAGAAGAUCUGGAAGAAAACCAAGGCUAAGCAGACACAGUCAAGAAAUGAGAGUGGGAGUGACACAGAAUCUGAUGCAGUAUCUGAGUACUCCAAGUCAGACCAAGAGUCAUCAAAUGAUUCAUCCAAUGAAGAUGAAGAUCAUGAAAUGGAAUUAAACUACACUGGACUAGACUUGUUCAACUCUGAAAGCUCAGAAGAAUCAGACUUUGAAGGAUUUCAUAUUUAG